This is a messenger RNA of Spirometra erinaceieuropaei, 630 nucleotides long. NCBI's taxonomy places the organism in Eukaryota, Metazoa, Platyhelminthes, Cestoda, Diphyllobothriidea, Diphyllobothriidae. The record is from the annotation of a GenBank genome assembly.
AUGCAGAAGUUCGGCCCUCCCGAGCGAUUCACGCACAUGGUGCGCCAGCUCCACGAUAGGAUGAUGGCGCUGGUCACGGACAACGGCGCAAUCUUCGAGGCAUUCGCAGUGACAAAUGGAGUGUGGCGGGGCUGCCUACCCGCGCCCACCAUCUUAAUUCUCGUACUUUCUGCGAUGCUGAUGGACGCCUACCAUGAUGAACACCUCGAGAUCCGCAUCGACCACAGGACCGACGCAUACCUUCUCAACAGCCGGCGAAUGAAGGCUCUGACGAGUCGCUCUACAACUACCAUCUACGAUCUGCACUCCGCUGACGACUGCGCACUUAACAGUAAGACCGAGGAAGACAUGCAACGGAGCAUAUAUAUCCUCGCCUUCAGCUACGCCCACUUUGGACUGACCAUCAAUACGGACAAGACGGUAAUCAUGCAUCAACAGCCACCGACCGCUGAAUACAAUGGCCCUCACAUCCGCGUCAACGGCAACGAGCUGAAGACCGUGGAUAACUUCAAAUACCUAGGUAGCACAAAGUCUCUCUGCAUCCGAAUUGACGAUGAAGUAGCCUACCGAAUCGCCAAACCUUCGGCGGGCUGCAGAACUCCGUGUGGAAUCGCCACAACCUCCUACUGA